AUGCCCGUUCCCACUCUGCCCGCAUCCAUCAGCAGCUUACAGCAGCUGACGCGGCUCUGCGUGACUCUGCCGCACGAAGUCACCGAGUUACCACCCGAGUUGGGCAGCCUGCGGUCGCUCAGGAGCCUGACGAUCGUCGCGCCGUCACUUACGACGCUUCCCGGCACGUUCGGCGGGCUCACAUUUCUAGAAGAGCUCGAGCUUGAGGGGUUACGAGUGGAUGGUCUACCCAGCGGUCUAUGGCAAUUGAAAGCUCUGAGAAAGUUGAUCUUUAGAAUGAUGGAAGAGUUGGUUGAGUUACCUGCCUCUCUCUCUCAGCUUUCACUCCUCACUCACCUACAGAUUCACUGCUGCGGCGAGUUUAGCCGCCUGCCGGACAGUUUUGGGCAGCUGCAGCAAUUGAGGGCACUCCAGCUGUUUUCGGUGGACCGGCUGCGUGUGCUUCCAGAAUCUUUGGGCGAGCUGCCCGAACUGACCGACUUGGAGAUUCGCAACUGCCGGUUUCUAACCAUGCUGCCCAGGUCACUGCCUUCCUUAGCCACCCUCCAGCGGCUCACCAUCCACGACUGUGGAGAUUUUUCCUCGUUGCCCGAAAACAUUGGGCAGCUUCCAAAUCUGGAGGAACUGGAUAUUGAUUCUAUUGAUAUAACUGCCAUUCCUAAUAGCCUGGGGCGCCUCACCUCUCUGCAGAAGCUGUGGGUGUGGGACUGUUCAAGGCUCCAGAGCCUCCCAGAGUCUGUAUCAUGCAUGGUCUCGCUCUCGACCGUCCGUUUGGACGGUUGCGUUUUGGAGGAACUUCCAGAAGAUUUCGGGCUGCUUCGGAAUCUUCGUUAUCUGGAUCUGUCCCGCCUUCGAAACCUUCAUUCGUUGCCCAGAUCUUUUGGGCAGCUGAAAUCAUUGAAAGACUUCAAAGUGAUAGGCUGCGCUGCACUCACUCUCCCUUCGGGUUCCACAUUCAAUCUCUCUUCGCUGGAGUCGCUGCUCGUGCGAGGCCAUACACCAAUCGGAUCGUUCCCUUCCAGCUUCGGGCAUCUGCCAAACCUCAAUGCGCUUGAGCUCAGCGCCGGCUGCGAAUUCGACGCGCUGCCCGGCGCUGUCGCCAGCCUGCCCAAGCUGGAGGUGCUGAAACUGAACAGAGGCGGCUGCUUCGGAAGAGGGCCACAGCACGUGCCAGCAGACUUUUCUCAGCUGGCGCCCGCCCUUCGCAUUCUGGAGCUGGACGGACUCUGGCAGCUUGAGUUUCUCCCUGAGUCGCUCACCCUCCUCACGCGCCUGCAGCGGCUGAGCAUUGCGGACUGUGAGCAGCUGCGGGGGUUGCCGGAGGGCUUGGGGAACCUGGCUAGUCUCACGGAGCUGGAGCUGAGCUCCUGCCCCCGGCUCCACCUCUUCCCAUCGCUUCUCCCUGCUCUGUCGCCUCUUGCACCGGUUCCCACCGCCUCAGCUUCCCUCCCUCCUGUUCCGACCGCCUCAGCUGCUCCUUCUCCUGCUGCUUCCUCCACAGCACCCAUCGCCACCACAGUAGAUACCUCAUCCCUUACUUCCCGACCUCCAUCAGCUGCCACGUAUCAAGACAUUCCACCUUGA
Molecule: messenger RNA, 1584 nt
Organism: Closterium sp. NIES-65
Lineage: Eukaryota; Viridiplantae; Streptophyta; Zygnematophyceae; Desmidiales; Closteriaceae
Source: the annotation of a GenBank genome assembly